This is a messenger RNA of Leptomonas pyrrhocoris, 1241 nucleotides long. RefSeq lists its product as hypothetical. Lineage: Eukaryota; Euglenozoa; Kinetoplastea; Trypanosomatida; Trypanosomatidae. The record is from RefSeq and is a predicted model, not a curated record. The transcript has a single exon. Bases 102 to 1241 code for a protein of 379 amino acids.
GCAUAAAAGGUAUUAUCACUUUAUUUUGUUGUUGUUCUAUAGCGGCAAAUACAAAACCAAUUCCUCCCCCCUCCAAAGCAUUCACGUUUUGAAUAAUUCGCAUGAACCACCCUAAGCUGCUGCCCAGUCAGGAGCUGGUGCUCCAUCAAGUGAGCAUCGACAACUUUUCGCCGGCGGCGGCCUCUGUCUUGAAGUUCCCUACCUCACCGCUGCUGCCACGGUCGCCCUUCUCGCCUUCCCCUUCCUCCACGGCCUCGUCACCCUCGCUGACGUCCUCACUCAACCCGCCGACCUCCACCGCCGCGUCUUCCAUUGUGCGGCCGCAGAUACGCUUGCGAGCGGAAUGGGAGACUUCGCUCGGCGACGUCGACGCCUUUCAGCUUAGCCCAAAUUCUCUCCACACCUCCAGCUUCGACCGCAGGGACACGGUGAGGGUGCGCUACAUUGCAGACCGUUACGACCGUGCAUGGCUGUCGCGGCGGCCGGUGCUUUCUCUCCGCGGUGAGGACGGUGGCGUGUCCGUAUUGCGCGGCAAAACUGGCGGCGUGGGCUCGUACGUUCCGGUAGAGUCCCACCUCAGCAUGUCGGUACUUGAGGAUGUAUUCACAGCGCUCGAGCUGGCCGCGUACUACCAUCCGGAGGUGCCGCUGGAGCGACUGCUGCCUUACGCCAAAUCGCAGUUGGACGAAGGUACGUUAAGCGCCGAGGUGCUGGACGAGCUGCACGCGUACUGGCUGCUGCGCCGCAACGGCGCGGGCGGUCUGCUGUCCACCGUUCCCAACUUACGUGCCACAAUUCGCGAAGACAACGAGAUGGCGCUGUGCCACCCGGCGGUGCUGCGAGACUGCCCGCUGCCGUUCAAGCAUCGCGAUUGGUACGUGCCGAUCGUCGAACGUCGUCGACCGGACACGUUCUCGAGAAGCGCCGCAGAGAAACGCCCGCGCUCGCACUCUCCCGCGAAAGAGGCAAGGGUAGGCUUUCCCUUUGAGCAGCUGGGCGCGUGCAUUGCCUACGUAGAAAAGGCGCAGCGUCUCAGUCGCGCUAUGCUGGAGCGCGAGGAGACCCGAUUGGCCCACACGCAUCUCACGUUGUACGAAUUGGCGUACUUGCGGAGUUUAGCCAGUGCGGAGAGCACAGUACCGACAACAGUUUGUGAGCACGCAUCGAUUCCAGAGCAAACACUUGCCAGAUUUCUUGCUGCGGCGUCUGGCUGCGUAAGGAACGAAGCCGUGUCCGACUAA